Messenger RNA from Sinocyclocheilus anshuiensis, 2523 nucleotides. It is a transcript of the gene lamp1a, whose product is annotated as lysosomal associated membrane protein 1a. The record is from RefSeq and is a predicted model, not a curated record. Bases 221 to 1471 code for a protein of 416 amino acids. Gene Ontology annotation, biological process: establishment of protein localization to organelle. The transcript is spliced from 9 exons. Gene Ontology annotation, cellular component: lysosomal membrane; plasma membrane; late endosome membrane. NCBI's taxonomy places the organism in Eukaryota, Metazoa, Chordata, Actinopteri, Cypriniformes, Cyprinidae.
AAAAAGAUCACAUCACAUGACUGGAACAUUCUGCCUCAUGACAAUGAAUCUGCUGCCAGACUCUGAACAAACAUCGUAACUCCGUUUAUAACUGACAGACACUCAUAUAAACGCACAUAUACGCGCUGAUCGUCUUCAGUACGCAAGGUUUAGUACGUAGUGUUCAGCGCUCGGCGUUUGACGCUUUUCCUGACGGACGUCAGUACAGACAGACUGGGGCAUGAUGGUCAAACGGUGUUUCGCUGCAGGUGUCUGCUGGACUCUACUGAUGGGGUGUGUGUUUGCGGCUCAUGCUGUGACGUUUGAGGUGACUGAUGGAAACUCCACCUGCAUUAAAGCAGAACUCAGCGCCUCCUUCAGCAUCUCCUACAACACCGCCAAUGGAACGAGUGUGGUGUGGUUUGCGCUACCAUCCUCAGCAGCAGUGGGCAGCAGCAGUUCCUGCGGCGGCGGUGAUGUUCCUCCAGAGCUGGUGGUGUCGUUCGGUGCAGGUCACGCUCUGGCUCUCGUAUUCACCAGCGACAGAUGGCUGUACCGGGUGGCCAACAUCAGCCUGCAGUACAAUCUCAGUGACACCACCACCUUUCCACGAUCCUCCAGCUCAAGAAUUGUGUCGGUGAUGACGAACGCAUCGGAGAUCUCGGCGAGGCUGAACAGCACUUACAGGUGUCUGAGCUCCAUGUCCGUCAGUCUGAGCACCGAGGUCAACGUCACCUUCUCAGAUGUUCGCAUGGAGGCGUACAUGAACGGAGCAAACCUCAGCACAAACGAGAGUGUUUGCAGUGCUGAUCAGACGGUUACGACCGCUGCUCCGACUCUAUCACCCAGAACCACUGUUGCCCCGUCACCCAUCCCACUGCCCGCACCGGAGCGUGGAAACUACACCAUCACAGACGGCAAUGGCACUGCCUGUCUGUUGGCACUCAUGGGGCUACAGCUCAACAUUACGCACCACUCAAAGUCUCUGAACAAGACCGUCAGUAAAGUCAUGAACCUGCAGCCCAACAGAACCACAGCCUCGGGGUCAUGUGGGGUCCCCAGGGCCACGCUGAUGCUGUCUGAGGAUCUCACCAACCUCACCUUCACCUUCACACUGAACCUGACCACACAGAAGUUUUUUCUGAGUGCUGUGAAUGUCUCUGCCUUCUGGCCUGACAUGACAGAUUGGUUUGUGGAGGGAAACGGCUCUCUGAACUUCCUGCAGUGCAGCGUGGGCCGCUCGUACAUGUGCAGUGCGGAGCAGAUGCUUGCUGUGGUGCCCACCUUCUCCAUCAACACCUUCAGACUGCAACUGCAGCCUUUCAACGUCACUGCAAACCGCUUUGCUGCAGCGGAGGAGUGUCGUGUGGAUCAAGAGAACAUGCUCAUCCCUAUCAUCGUGGGAGCAGCUCUGGCCGGUCUGGUGCUGAUCGUCCUCAUCGCAUAUCUGAUCGGCAGGAAGAGGACACACGCCGGAUACCAGACCAUCUGAUUGUCUUCAUCAUCAUCAUCAUCAUUCUCCUUCUGCACUGUGAUCAACUGCAGCUAGACGCACUGGAGUGAGAGUGAGUGUUUGCUGUAAGGUCAGAGGUCAGCUGCAGCGGUCACUUGUAUGUGUGUGUGUGUGUGUGUGUGUCUCUGUGCUGCGAGGUCAGCUGCUGUGGUCACAGGUGUAUGUGUGUGUACGUUUGCUGUGAGGUCAGAGCUCACAGGUGAGGUCAGCUGGAGCGGUCACUUGUGAGUGUGUGCUUCUGCGCUGUGAGGUCAGAGGUCAGCUGCAGCAGCAUUAGUGUGUGUUUGGUCUGGACUAUAUAGUGUCGAUAAGUUCAAAGCUGUUAUGAAUGAAUGAAUGUGUUUGUGUGAAUGAUGAUUGCUUGAGUUCAGACGUUCAGCACAAACUGGACAAACCAGUUACUCUGACAAAUCUUCCCUCAUGGACAUCCUCAAGUCCUCAAAAAUAAUUUUUUAUUUUAUUAUAAUGUUCUUUAUUAUGUUCUUUUUGUUCUAAACAUGCUAAAUGAUUUCUUUUAGUGUUUGUAGUCAUUUUAAUUGGCUUUAAGUAAAAUUAAUAGAAGUUUAUGACCUUAGCUUAUUUUCAUAAGUGUGUGUGUGUGUUUGUGUUUCAGGUGCCCUACAUUAUAAGAAUUUAAAUUAUAACAAUUAAAAUAUGAUUAGCUCAGUAUAAAAACCAUUACAGUGUGUGUGAUGCUGGCAUUAAAUGACACCUGAUAUAAAUAAUAGAUGUUUGUUCUUGUUUCUCGGAACAUGAAACCUGAAAAGAGCCGCUGGUGAAUUACCCAUGAUCCUUCACACAGGCACACACGAUCAGCAGGUGUAAGGGGCCAUUCACACUGAAAGCGCUUGUGCUGAAAAGCACGAGGCGCUGCAGUGGAGUGGGAAAAUAUGCAAAGCCUUUUAAAAGUUGAGCACUGCAAUUUUAGAACCGUGUUUCAUGUAUGAGACGCUGAAAAAAAACGGUCAAACGCGUCCAUCUAGCACAGUGGUUCUCAACCCGCGGCCCGUCACAAAUCCAAAUGCGGCCCA